CGCUUGCUUAUGAAGCUGCGAAGCUCGUGAUGGGUCAGCUUUUCGCUAAACUCCUGAGCAUUUUUGGAAGCCGCGAGCAUAAAGUGAUAAUUAUUGGAUUGGACAAUGCUGGAAAAACCACCAUCCUUUACCAGUUCCUAAUGAAUGAAGUCGUGCAUACUUCACCUACAAUUGGUAGCAACGUGGAAGAAAUCAUUGUGCGCAAGACACAUUUCCUGAUGUGGGACAUUGGUGGGCAAGAAAAUCUGCGGUCUACUUGGAACACCUACUAUUCCAACACAGAGUUUGUCAUCCUUGUGAUCGAUAGCACGGAUCGUGAGAGGCUGACAGUGACAAAAGAGGAGCUGUAUAAGAUGUUAGCUCACGAGGAUCUGCGUAAUGCAGCUGUGCUGAUAUUUGCUAACAAGCAAGAUGUGAAAAACUCCAUGUCUACCUCUGAGAUUUCUAAGUUCCUCACCCUGAGCUCCAUCAGAGACCACCCGUGGCAUAUUCAAGGGUGCUGCGCACUCACAGGAGAGGGCCUUCCUGCUGGUUUAGAAUGGAUGAUUUCUCGAGUUGCUGCCAAGUGAUCUCAGCCAAAGCUACUUUAGGACUGAGGAAAAAACAAACAAACCCUUAUAUUUAUUUCCACUUUGCAAAACACUCAGGAUCUGUUGGACCUCGGUUGGCUUUUUUCCCUUCUCUGAAGCCAUCAGUACUUGUUUUUAUACUUUCUUAGAACAUGUUGUGUUACAGGAGGCGAUGCACUUGGCCUGCAGAGAGAUUCUUCCUGGAUGUGGAUCCAGGUGGAUCACACUGGAAAGUCCAUUUACUUCACAUUACUACGUGGCUCUGCUUUUAUACCUUUCCAGACAGCACUGGACACUGUGCCAUGAAAAGUGUUAAGUCCUGUGAAGCGAAAUAAGGCUAUGGAAAACUGUUGAGCCGAAAAGACAGCAACGCCUCCUGUCUCCCCACCGCUAAAAUGCUUUGCAUUGUCACUGUGGAAACAGCAGCAAAACAGGUGGAAUGUUAUUUCAGGAAAUGUUAUUUUAUGGAUUUCACUCUGCCUUGUGAGAUACCUGGACGGCCUUCCAAAUGUAAAAGUGCCCAAGGAACUUUUGGAACAGAUGUCUUCAAUUCCUCAUUUUCUCCUAGGAUUGCUCUCAUUUCAUUUUGGGCUGUAUCCAAUAAAUAAUGUGAGUGCUGUGUUGUUGUUUU
This is a messenger RNA of Candoia aspera, 1200 nucleotides long. It is a transcript of the gene ARL5C, whose product is annotated as ADP ribosylation factor like GTPase 5C. Gene Ontology annotation, biological process: protein localization to Golgi membrane; intracellular protein transport; vesicle-mediated transport. The record is from RefSeq and is a predicted model, not a curated record. The coding region runs from base 30 to 569 and encodes 179 amino acids. Gene Ontology annotation, molecular function: GTPase activity; GTP binding. The transcript is spliced from 6 exons. Gene Ontology annotation, cellular component: trans-Golgi network; cytoplasm. Lineage: Eukaryota; Metazoa; Chordata; Lepidosauria; Squamata; Candoiidae.